AUGGGUAGUGAGGCAAAUGCGUGUAAUAAAUUCGAAAAGAAUUCCAUUUCCGAAUUAGCCGAGCGAGUAAAUAACAACAAUGUGGUAGUAGUGCCGUGUACACCGCCACCAAACUACAGAUCGACUUGUAGUGUAGUGCCACCAACUCCCGAAGAUACGAAUGAAUUUUCGAUCCAUAGCCGCAGCUCAGAAACCCCAACAGAUGCCUUAUUUGAUUCGUUUGCUCCGGGCCCUGAUAAGUUGAUGCUAGCUCCUCAGCCACCGAUGAAAUAUAGGCAAGAAUCCCGCACACAUGUUGUUCGAAGUCUCAAUUUUGCAGAUUUUCUCCAAGAUACUUUGGGCCAUGAAUCUAAUACGGAUGAAAAAAGCAUCGAAUGUUUUCUUGAAGAGAUUGUCUACAGCACUGUUAUGGAUGCUAUUGUUUCAGAGCAGCAGACCACAAAACAGGUCGAAGUUGAAGUUGAGGUUCAUACUCCCGAAUCUGCCCCACGCCUCAUUGGAAUUGCUGAGACGUGCCCCAAAGCUCCAUUCAAGUACGUAUGUAAAAAAAGAAGCAUUGUCAUUAACAAGGAGAUUUGCAAAAAGCUCGACUUCUAA
This is a messenger RNA of Striga asiatica, 597 nucleotides long. The record is from the annotation of a GenBank genome assembly. NCBI's taxonomy places the organism in Eukaryota, Viridiplantae, Streptophyta, Magnoliopsida, Lamiales, Orobanchaceae.